Annulohypoxylon maeteangense is the source of this 5145-nucleotide messenger RNA. Its product is annotated as abc transporter. The record is from RefSeq and is a predicted model, not a curated record. Bases 449 to 4954 code for a protein of 1501 amino acids. Gene Ontology annotation, biological process: transmembrane transport. Gene Ontology annotation, cellular component: membrane; fungal-type vacuole. Lineage: Eukaryota; Fungi; Ascomycota; Sordariomycetes; Xylariales; Hypoxylaceae. The transcript has 4 exons. Gene Ontology annotation, molecular function: ABC-type peptide transporter activity; ATP hydrolysis activity; ATP binding.
AAUAACUUUUGAUGACUUGCUUUCAAGCUUGAGCAAUGGAUUACGUUUAUAAUUAUGUGCCCGGUUUUAACGCCGUAACGACCCCUAUAUCGGCUCGUGAGUUUCCCGAUUAGGAAAUUCCUCGCCUCUUUAGUGGAAUCGUCAUCACUCUCUAGGGCUUCGUGACCAAUAACGCACCAUACCGACGAUGGCUACGCCUUGUGGGACUACUGCAGCUGCUAUUUUUCCCUUGCGGCUGUUUUGCAAGAGCUAUUCGCCUUCCUUCGAAGAGCAUGGCUAGGUACUAUGCCAGGAAUAAUAACGUAGUCGACGCGGUCACAUAACUUAGUCUUUUAUAGAUGGCUCAAGACCAAUCGCAAAAAAACUACCAUUGGACACGCAGAAAAGUUCGCCUCCGCGCUCGUUUUCCUGACAUGAACGAGCGUGCUCGACGGCUCAGAAGACGAACAUGGAUCACAAUCUUCUCCAGCACCCCAUGAGCUCCCAAAAUGUGCUGCAUAUUCCAAUCGACUUCCGGAUCCUGUCAGACGAGCUUUCAAGGAGGGGGAUUUGGCAACACCGUGCUGCUAAUUUAUCAGACUUCAUAGCGACGGGUUACCUGUAUCCCGCAUUAGCUGCGCUGUCACUCCUUUCCCUGUUGGCCUCAAUCCUUUUCCCCAAUGGAUUAUUCAGUCGCAAAAUAAAACUCCAUACCUCUUCCGUAGAAGUAUCCAAACCGACGCGGAGGUCACAUACGCCGCUCAAAUAUUCCAUAACGCAAAUAGUCGUCUUUUCCGCAGCCCUUUCUUUGGCAGCUGUCUCUGCGUCUCAAAAUGGAAUAUGGGUGGAACCAGCCGUUUUGGGCUAUGUGCUUCUCCUUGGAGUUUUGCAGUUUGCCUGGAAAUCGAACGCUUUCAGCCUUUUGCUAAAUCGACAAACGAACUCACUGGUAGCUAUAAUCACCAUUUUGGAAGCUAUUCGAUUGUUAUUACCUGUUGCGAUUAUGGGUUCGAAUAGAAGGCCGUCGAGGAUCGAGUGUGCUAAGCUCGGUUGUUUAGCAUUUACGCUCAUAAUAUCAUUCAUCACGCCCCGGGAGAUGCGAAGCCAAGAGCGCAAUGUAGAGAGUUCGGUUGCAGAGGAAAUGAACGAGAAGUACUCUCCCGAGGAAACCUGUUCGUGGUACUCCUACUACAUGUCCUAUGGAUGGCUCACAUAUCUUACGGUCAGGGGCUUCUUUCGGGAUUUAUCCAUCGACGAUCUUCCGCCCCUACCAUCAUAUGAUGCGCCAACUACAUUACUACAACGUAUGAACGAAUCCCGUCUGAAAGGUGGAAGAACCAUCAGAACUCUUUGUCUUGCGUUCCGAAAUGAUAUCAAGACAAUAAUGGCCUGGGCGGUCACGACUGCGAUGGUCGAGUAUCUCGCACCAUGCGCCAUGUACAAUCUCCUGAGUUACUUGGAGAAUCCUAGUGAGAGUACCGCGAUCGUGCACCCGUUCGUGUGGAUUUCGCUCCUGUUCAUAGGCCCUGUUGCUCGUUCCGUUUGUUAUCAAAGAUCUAUCUUCGUAGGAACAAGAUUACUUGUUCUAGUCAAAGCAACAAUGAUUCAGGAGAUAUACCAAACGAUGAUGGGGUCGCAUGUAGAGGACAGUUUACAGGGACAGGCUGACACAAACAGCCAGGAUCAGAGUAUAGACGAAUCUGGCGAUGCUUCGACGAACGGUGUACGAGCACACUCCGCCAAGAUGGAAAGCUUGUUGUCUUAUGAUGCCGACUCGAUUUCCAAUGCGACCGACAUAUUUUAUGCCCUAACAGCGAGCACAUUAUCAGCUAUAAUUGCUAUGACCUUCCUAUACCAGCUGUUAGGAUGGCCAUCGCUAAUUGGUGUUGGCGUCCUGCUAUCCCUGAGCCCUCUUCCUGCCCUGUUUUCCGGACGCCAAUCACGGUUACACAGGUUCGUGAUGGAAACAACCGAUUCUCGACUCUCCAAGAUUUCCGAAUAUCUACACUCGAUCCGAACCUUAAAAUUUUUCGCUUGGGAAGAUGUAGCAUCCAAGACGAUCAAUGCUAUUCGUGCGACCGAACAACAACGGAUUUGGAAACGUAACAUAACAUCUAUGCUCAUCGCGAUGACUGGCGACAUGCUCUCUCUUGUCAGUCUCCUGGCCAUGUUCACAUCGCUCGUACUUUUCACAGACACGCCCCUACGAGCGCCAGCAGCUUUCACGGCGUUGGCCUUGACGGAGACCUUACGCGCGCAAUUCGUAUGGCUCUCCAAGGUCGCUCAAUGGGUAGCGCAAGCCUACGAAUCCGUCCAAAGAGUUGACAAAUUCUUCGAUUCCGCCGUAGAAAUGAAACGGCAUCCAGCCGGGCCCCCUGAAUUCAAGAAUGCGACUUUCCGCCUGAGUUCAUCCUCCAGCUUCCGACUCCGAAACCUCUCCAUCUCAUUCCACGAGAAGGCGCUUAAUAUCGCGACAGGACCCACUGGAAGUGGGAAGACGUCCUUGCUAUUAUCGCUACUAGGCGAAACGAGUCUUGAAAGCGGGACAGCCGCUUGCCCACCAGACGUGUCCUACGUGCCGCAGACAGCAUGGCUGCAGAACAACACUAUCCGUCAGAACAUUCUAUUCUAUACCCCAUAUGACGAGCGUCGAUACAGGCAAAUCCUCCAUGCCUGCGAUCUCGUCGAAGACAUAACGCAAUUCCCACUAGGCGACCUGACGCAUGUUGGCGAGCAAGGAUCCAGUCUUUCGGGAGGCCAAAAACAGCGAAUAUCAUUAGCUAGAGCCUUAUACUCGCCUUCGUCAACGCUUCUCCUUGACGACAUCUUCUCAGCGCUCGAUGCGCAUACUGCUCUUAGAGUGUACGAGCGAUGUUUCCGUAGUGGGUUACUAAGCGACCGUACAGUCAUCCUCGUCACGCAUUUCUCCACCGCUAUAGAUGAUGCGGAAGUACUUGUCUCGUUGGAUCACGGGGAGGUUUCGUUCACGAAGAUAAACCCCGGGCGCCCGCCUAGCUACGCUAAGUCGUCUUGGGUAACGCAUGCUGAAGAAAUGGAAGAGGAGAGUGGUUCGCAGUCAACACCGAGUCCUCAAUCAGGGGUGACGUUCAUGCAAGGUGAAGUUACGGAGAUAUCGCUCCCAGAGGAGAAUUUGGGUGGAGCAGAAGUUGAUGAAAAGAGGGCAUCGGGGCGUGUUCCACGUGGGUUCAUUGUUCGAUACAUGCUUCUUUUCGGAGGCUAUUCGGCCGCGACCCUCACGAUAAUUAACACCAUCCUAGUGCAACUCGCCUAUUUCUCGAUCACAUUCUGGUUAUCCAUAUGGACGGGAUUAUCCACGCAGGACGACUACCCCUCAAAAGCGAUACCGUACCUCCUUGUUUACAUCGGCACGGUCCUGGCGUUCAUAUCCCUCCAAUUCCUCAACAAUUACAUAUAUCAAAGAGGCGGGUGGAAGGCAGCAAAGACAAUGCAUGAGCGGCUAGUUACGGCAAUCCUGGGAGCCCCUAUUUCGUGGUACGACAACACCCCAGUCGGUCGCAUUAUUAACCGCUUCGGCGUGGAUAUACAAUCCAUGGACAGCGCGCUGGUCGACUGGCUACGAAUGAGUCUCGAUAACGGUAUCCGUCUUGCCUUACGCCUAGCGAGUAUCGCGUCAAUCAUGCCUAUCUUUGCGCUACCAGCCGGCAUCUUCUGCAUGAUCGGUUUUGCGACUGGGGAAGUCUACGCCCGCGCGCAGAUAUCAAUCAAACGACUAUGCGCCGUAAAGAUCUCCCCCGUGUUCUCGCAUUUCAGCGACACCACCGGCGGUCUUGCCGUCAUCCGAGCGCGCCAGCCGAUGGACACCGUCUUCCAGACCCUCCUCGCAGACAAGCUCGCGGUAUACAUGCGCGCGCUAGAAGCCCAAUACAACACCAACCGCUGGGUCUCUAUCCGCUCCGACUUCUGCGCCGCCACGAUCGCGGUCACGGCGGGAUGCAUCGCGUACUAUAAAUCCGGAUCACCAGGACUCGUGGGGUUCUCACUAACGAACGCAAUCGGCCUCAGCCAGACCAUCCUAACAUUAGUGCGGAACAUGAAUGAACUAGAAGUAGAGCUGAACUCAUUCCAACGCAUAUCCGAGUACGCCGAAAUCGAGCCCGAAGCGGAACCCAAGGAGGAGGAAUUAAAAGCGGGCAAGAUACCCGCGUCUUGGCCCGCGACCGGCAACAUGGAAUUCCGGAACGUGACGGCGCGCUACUCGGAAACCGGACCAGAUAUCCUACGCAACGUAUCAUUCCGCGCUCAGCCCGGGCAGCGGAUCGCUAUCAUCGGCCGCACCGGCAGCGGGAAGAGCACGAUCACGCGGUCGAUCCUGCGGUCCACGGACGUGGUAUCGGGGGGCAUCACGAUCGACGGGAUCGACGUGCGGAACAUCCCCCUGAAGCGUCUGCGCUCGAGCAUAAGUUUCGUGCCACAGGACGCGGUUAUUUUCUCCGGGGACAUCCGAUCGAAUCUCGACCCGGAGAACACGCUCGACGAGACGGAGCUGCAGGCCGUGCUUACGGCGUGCAGCUUGAUCCAGACGCGGGGCGUUGAUACGGGGUCCGGGCUUUCGGUACACGCUCCGGUAGCGAGUGGUGGGAAGAACUUCAGCAAUGGGCAGAGACAGAUCCUCGGGCUUGCGCGGGCGAUGUGCAGGCGGUCGAAAGUGGUGAUAUUGGAUGAGGCGACGGCGUCGGUGGAUCAUGAGACGGAUGUGAGGAUGCAGAGGCUCAUUCGGUCGGAGUUUGCGGGGUCCACGAUUAUAACGAUUGCGCAUCGGCUGCGUACGAUCAUUGAUUAUGACCAGGUCGUUGUUAUGGAUGAAGGGAAAGUUCUGGAGACGGGCUCGCCUGCUGAUUUGAUUGAUAAAGAGGGGACGUUCUGGGGGAUGUUGAGGAAUAGUGGCGAGUAUGAGGAGUUAGUCUCGUUGGCGAGGGAGGGAAGCCAUGAUUGAUAUGGCUAUCUUCGACAUUUUGCGAGGUCCCCUGAGAUAGAAUUUCAUAAUAAUGAAGAAACGUCAUUUCCAAACCCUUUCUUGGGAAUUUUUGAGGAUAUGCGGGAGAGAUCGAGAUUAGGUAAUCAUAGGGGUGGCUCUUACUAAGCGAGAACUUUUUGUUUAUGUAAGCAAUUACCAAGCUGAUUAGG